AUGGAGUUAAGAAUUGAUGGCCCGCUUCAGGUUCACAUCCUUGCUGAUGUGCAAGUAUCAUUAUCUAGGGAUUUUUCAAGGAGUACUCUACCUCAACUCACCUAUGACCUCGGCUCAUAUCUUUCUAUCGGCGACCUCGGGCUCACUUCACCUGACCAGAGACUGCAACGAUUGCUCAAGGAUCCUAUGAAUCCCCAAGUAAAAUUGGUCCAGGGGUGGGUUGUGGAGCAUCUGGCAUGCUUCUAUUAUAUGAUCUUGUGGACUUUCCCAGAUGAGAAGCCGUUGGUUAUUUGGCUUAAUGGAGCUUGUAAACAAUUAAGAAGUGUUGGUGUGAGUAUGGUUAUUGUUGCUGUUGCGGAUUCUUGGCUACCAGUUGUAGCUUUGCAGUAUUGGGAUUCACAACUUCAUGGGACUGAAUUGGAAAACGCACAUAAUCUUGCACAGGAGAAUGGUGUAAAUGAUUUCCUUCUUCUUGGAAACUUAGAGAAAGCUGUAAAAGAAAUUGUUGAUCAGCCACUUCCACUUGUUGAUGGGAUUGAAGAUCAGCUUGUGGAGUUUUCAGAAGCCAUGAGAUGUCCAACAUUUGCUGAGAGUUCUGUAAACUUUGAGCAAAAAGUAGGAGGCUCAGGAUCCAUGAAACACCUUCCAAUUAAGCUUGAAAGUGGUGAAAAAACUCAAAGGUGUUGUGGAGAAAAUGGGAUUUGCUCUCAUUGGGAAACUCCUCCUCAGACUGGGCUUAUUUUGACAAAAUCAAAUUCAACUUCAGUCAAAAUCCUUUGUGCAGAAAUGCUCAGGUCUUGUUGA
Messenger RNA from Lactuca saligna, 804 nucleotides. The record is from the annotation of a GenBank genome assembly. Lineage: Eukaryota; Viridiplantae; Streptophyta; Magnoliopsida; Asterales; Asteraceae.